This is a messenger RNA of Labrus bergylta (ballan wrasse), 1588 nucleotides long. The record is from RefSeq and is a predicted model, not a curated record. NCBI's taxonomy places the organism in Eukaryota, Metazoa, Chordata, Actinopteri, Labriformes, Labridae.
AUGCCUACUCACUGGACUCUGUCAGAGGUCCUGGGUCAGCGGAGGUUGUUGGGACUCGGAGCUCUGCUGGCCUGGCUCAUCCUCUUCCACCUCCUGGUGAAUGUCUGGCUACUCUGCGUCUUCACCAGCCUCCUGGUGGUUCUCGGGGGUUGGUUGGGGUCCCGUGCUGUCCUGGAUGCAAACAGCCUUCUCCACCUGGAACACUUUCUGCCUCUCGGCAAAGUGAGCCCACCUCUGUAUUCACCUGAACAUGAGUGGAGGUUGAACCACGAGAUCCACAGUGCCGUCCACAAAGCUGUGCGCGACUUUGUGUCGUCCUGGUAUCGAACUCUGCUGCCAGAGGUGGAGGGGGAGUUUGAACGUGCGGUGCGUAAUUCCAUGCUGGAGUCAGUAAUGGAGCUAAAGGAGCGUGCAAGGCGCCUGGACAGAAAAGCGCUUGUUCAACGGCUGCUUGAGCUGUACGGCUGUCACCUGCAGAGCUACAUGACAGCAAUACAGAUACAGUCGACUGAAAAAGAGAGAAUCAGCCUAUGGCAGCUCUACAGCGAGGUAGACUCCCCUCACCCGGCUGUGAGCCGCGCAGCCGCUGAGCUCAGCUACGCCAGAGCUCUAGUAAACCUCGUCCUACAUGUGCUAGUUCCAUACCCACAGAUGGAAACAAGAACUGGAGGUUACGUAGUUACUGAACUCAUCACCUGCAAUGUGCUGCUGCCUCUCAUAAGCAGGGUGUCUGAUCCUGACUGGCUCAAUCAGACUAUUGUGGACAUAAUCGCCAGGUCCAGAGAACCAAUCAAUCAAUCAAUCAACGUGGAUGAGCUCCCUGCACACGCUCUCUACAGAUGUCCGAUCCAGCAGGAGUCCUGGACAACGUGCAGGUCAGAUUCUUCUUCUGAUCAAGCGGGCAGAAGCUCCUCAGAGUGUGAGGAUGUACAGAGUCUGAGGGAUUCGUCACAGGGCAGCAUGGUCAGCCUGUUGUCUGCUGGGAGACUAGAAGGUUGCCAUGCAGGUUUACUCACACCGUGCAAAGUAAGCUGCUGUUCUCUCUCAUCUGGGCAUUACUGCCGCUCAUCAGACUCCAAAUUGAUUGGUUUAGACUCCCUGAUUCAUUCGGACUCUGACGAUGAUCUCCCUGGAGGCUUUUGUGACUGUGGUCCUCCAAAGAAUUUCUGCCCUCUGAAGGAUGACGAAGACUUUGGCUGCUUCGCUCCUCUGUUAAAUCGCGGGUCAAAGGUGGUGGUGCCUGAGGAAUCCCAGUGGCCGGCUGGCAUAGCCCAGGAGAAAUCCCCAGUUAGUCCUCCAAGAAGAUUUUGUCUAAGCCCCUGCAAUUUUGAUCCCCAAAACAACCAGGCUUCAGCGGUGAACAUCCAGAACGUGCAGAUUUCUGGUACCGUCAACGCAAUGGAGCAGCGCGGCACUGGCAUUUAUCCCUACACUCUCUACACUGUAAAGUUUGAGACUUUUACCGAAGCAGAGACACAUGGUGCUCAGCAGCUCGCUGCCUGUCACACUGUCAACAGGAGAUACAGCGAGUUCCUCAACUUACAGACACGUUUAGAGGAGAAGCCCGAAGUCAAGAAGUUAAUCAAGA